GCCCUGCUGACAGCUCCAGCUCGAGACUGUCCAGGACACCGACGACAUUUCUUCACUUGUGUUUUCAUGUGGUCGGAUUUUAACUUUAAAAUCAACUUUAAAAAAAAAACAAACGUCCUGUUUUACUAAAAAAUGACGUGGCUGGAUGAAUUUAGGAGAUUAAGCGCAGUUUUUCUGGCCAUUUUACUUUAGCUUUACUUUUCAAGGUGCAUACUGUGAACUGGUGGUUUCUCCUGCUGUUCCUGCUCUGGUGAAUGCUUUAGUUGGCAGCAAUGUGACUCUGGCUGUGUCCUUCAGUGGUGCCCCUGACCCAGCUGUUACCUGGCUCAUGAGAGAUUUACCCGUGGUCACAUGGACUAUUACCUCCACUACCCCCCCAGACAUAGCCGAAAACAGAAGGAAUGUGCUGAGGAUUGAGGCAAAUGGAUCCCUUACUUUUGUAAAUGUGACGCUUGGAUAUGCCAGUAACUACACCAUUGAAAUGACCAAAUCUGGACUGAGAAAAUCCUCGACUAAUUUCACUCUGGAAGUGUUUGAAAACAUCCAAAAUGUGAUUCUGAGUGCACAGCCGGAUUUUGCCAUAGAGGGAGCUGACCGGUUCACCCUGCAGUACAGCAUGCUGCAAGGAGUGGUCGUGCAACAGAUGUGGUUCUUCAAUGACGUGGAGGUAAAAUCCAACUCUCACUACUCUGUGGAGGAGAGGAGCCUUGUGAUCCUCAGGCCCAACCGAAGCGACACAGGACGGUACACGGUGUUACUGACGAACCCCUUCAACCGUGUGACGACUCCCAUUAACGUCACUAUGCUGUAUGGACCGGAUGAGCCCAUACUUGAGGCCCGUCCAACUCAGCCUUUCUAUUUAUCAGGAGACUCUCUUAGCGUCUCCUGCCAGGCUGAGGGGUUCCCACAGCCGACUGCUCAGUGGGUCUUCGGUACUCAGACUCUUCCUGAACACCUCAACGGAGUCUUAAAUCUGGCGCAUGUACAGACCAAUCAAGGAGGCACUUAUACGUGCACGCUGCUCAAUGAGCGGACUAAAGAGGAGCGUCAAAAGAGCAUCAUUUUAAAAGUGUACGAGAAGCCGUCAGGCAACCCGAUGUGCUCUGUACAGUCGGUGAAUAACGUCGACCUGCAGUACCACUGUUGGUGGCCGGGGGGAACCCCGCAGGCCACGCUUUAUUUUCCAGAACUAAGCGACGCCAGCCGAGGAGCAGAGAACUUCAGCCUGACCUUGAACGCCUCAGAUAACCUCAAUGGGAAAACUGUCACGUGCAUGGCAGAGCACCCAGUCGAACAGAAUAAGUGCAACGUUACUGCAAGUAGUCCAAUACAGUUCCUGCCAGAUGUGAGAACCACUGUCUCCUCUGAGGGCGAAAUAGUGGUCGCUAUCCACUGUGUCAGUAAGGCCUCGCCUCAGGCUGUGGUGUCGUGGUCCAAAGGCAACGGGGGUCUCACCAGAGAGACAACCUACCAGAUCAGCAGUGACACCACACAGCUCGAAAUUCGUGAUUUCAAUGUCAACAACUUCCUCCUCCAAAACUACGCUUGCACCUGCCGCAACCCGCUGGGCAGCCAGAGAAGGGACAUUCAGUUACGAGGACCGUCGAUCUCACAUUCCAGUUUGCUCCCCAAUCACAACGGGACCAUCGUCACGUUGACCUGGGAGGUCCCGCCUACCUCUGUUGUUACAGGGUUUGGCAUCCAAAUGAAAGGACCGGGCCUCCUGAGCAAAAACCGUAAUGGCACCCAAACCAGAGGCAGCGUAAACACAUUUCACACCAUCCAGCAGAAACCCGGCCCUGUCAGGAGGGCGGACAUCUUUGUCCUCGAUCCCAACUUGACGUACAGAUUUCGGGUCAUCCCCAAAGCUCUUAUGACAGAAGGAGAGCCAUCUGAGGUCCACAGAAUUGGUCCAGCUGAAGGGUUGAGUGGAUCUGCCAUCGCCGGCAUUGCGGCUGGAAUCCCCUGCAGUCUUAUCUUCCUAGCCCUGCUGGGCAGCUCCAUCUACUUCUGUAUCCACUGGAACAAGAACAAAAAUCGGCAGACAAGAUAUCCAGUGUCCAGAGCAGUCGAGAAGCGUCUUUCUCGUCACUCGCAGGCAAUAACAACCCAAACGACUCCUCAUAACCUGCAGACAGGAGGGCUGAAGGCUCCCCCUGAUUACAACAGAUCACAGCUGACUCCCUCCGAGAGAUCGGUUGCUCUCCCCACAUUUGUCCCUCCGCCGCCUGUCAGAGUUGCUACAACUGUCUAAACUAAAAUAAUUUGCUUUUGAUGUGUAUAUUAUAUUAAUGUUGUACAGCACACUAUAUUUUUUGUGUUCUAUUUUAAUGUAUGAUGUGUUUCUAUAUUUUAAUGAAUUCUUUAACUGAAAAAGAAUGUCUUGUCUAUUUGGGAAAUGUGUACCACCUUCCUCGAUAAUCUGCAAUUUUGAACUUGCAUCCUUUUUAUAACUUUAUUUAUUCAUAAUAAAUCAAAUCAUAAGCAAUGCCUGUACAUUUA
Molecule: messenger RNA, 2502 nt
Organism: Cottoperca gobio
Lineage: Eukaryota; Metazoa; Chordata; Actinopteri; Perciformes; Bovichtidae
Gene: vsig10l
Product: V-set and immunoglobulin domain containing 10 like
Exons: 12
Coding region: 329-2254 (641 amino acids)
Molecular function (GO): protein binding
Source: RefSeq, a predicted model, not a curated record